GGGAAGAGGAGGACCCGGACAUAUAUACAUGCAUCAGCAGCUGCUGCUCGAAUUCUAAUCUAGACGGCUUAGAAGUUGUGUCUGUGAGCGGGAACGCUAUCUUAUUUAAUACCGCUGGAACUGGUCACUGGAACUACAAUUGGAUCCUGCUAAUAAGCACCAAAUUUGAUCUACAAGCAAGUUUUUUUUCUUAGGAUGUCAAGAUCCCUCCCUGGCUGGUUUUUAGGUUCAGCCAAAGAAAGUGUUGCAUUGUUAAAAGGAGACAAACGCUUAUUCUCAAGAUGUGUACUAAGCAGAGAUCACACGAAAUGGAAGCGUACACGUAUGGGGAGACCAUCUAUCCAGACCUGUUUCUCCUAUCCAGAAUAUGAGAAUAACGUCUCCACAAGAAAAUCCUUUAGUUCCCAUUCGACAGAAGAACGUGUGCAGUUUCAGUUGUCCCCAUCCUAUGUUAAUCACAUACUUAGAGUAAAUGAGCUGUCCUACAAAGUGCCAGAAAUUGAUGGAAAGAAUCGAAGUACUAUUCUAAAGUUUGAUAGCAACCAGCUGUGCUCCAACAAUCCAUGUGAGGAUCGCAGGAGUGCAGCCACCUGCCUACAGAACAAGGGUCAUAUUUUUGGAGUGUUUGAUGGACAUGCAGGAGCUUCAUGCGCUCAGACCAUUAGUGAGCGCCUUUUCUAUUAUAUUGCUGUUUCCCUCAUGCCACAGCAAACGCUAGAAGAAAUUGAAUAUGCCAUGGAACAUAUAAAACCUGUGUUUCCAAUUCUUCAGUGGCACAAGCACAAACAUGAUUAUUUGUAUCGAGAAGCAGCGUCACUUUACAUAAACCACCUUAGGGUUUAUUGGCAAGAGCUGAUAGAUCUUGAUAAUGAAGCAGGAAUGAGCGUUGCAGAUGCAUUAACUUAUGCCUUUCAAAGGCUAGACUCUGACAUCUCUUUAGAAGCCCAGGCUUCCACAGAGGAUGUACUUAUUCGGAACAUUACGCUACAAACGGCUUUUUCAGGAGCCACAGCUUGUGUGUCGCAUGUUGAUGGGGUUCACUUGCACGUUGCAAAUGUAGGAGACUGCAGAGCAAUCUUGGGUGUACAAGAGGAAAGUGGAACAUGGUCUGCCCUACCUCUUACAGCUGACCAUAAUGCCUUUAAUAAAUCUGAAGUUCAAAGAAUACAAGGUGAGCACCCACCUUCUGAGGCACACACAGUUGUAACUGACAACAGAUUGCUGGGCGUUUUAAUGCCUUUUAGGGCUUUCGGAGAUUUUGGCUUCAAAUGGAGCCAGCAGUUGCAAAAAAAUGUAUUGCACAAUGCUUGUGACCUUAAGCCAUUAAACAUUUAUCGGUAUUCUCCUUUAAAUUACCUCACCCCUCCUUAUCUAACUGCUAAACCAGAGGUUACUUAUCAUAAGUUACGCCCCCAAGAUAAAUUUCUUGUUCUGGCUUCUGAUGGUCUGUGGGAUAUGAUGGAGAACCAUGAAGUGGUUAAGCUGGUGGCUGAUCACCUUUUAGAACUGACUUUUCAACAACCAGAAAUAACCGUAGAAAACCGCAGUUUGGGUUACAUUCACAAUCUCUUGAUGAAGAGACGAUUCAAGAGAAGACAGCCGUCUGACCUGAACGUUGCAACACAUCUGAUUAGAAAUGCCAUAGGAACUAAUGAGUGUGGUGAACUUGAGCAAGAAAAACUGGUUGCUAUGUUAAGUUUGCCAGAGGACAUAGCCAGAAUGUACAGAGAUGAUAUCACAGUCACUGUGGUUUUCUUUAACUCAAAUGUUAUAGAAAUGCACUACAGGGAGAUUGAAAGUUUUUAAAGGCUAUAACAAUUUGAUAUUUUCUGUUUACAUAAAUGUUGUAUUUUUUUUUAUUACCCAUGAUGCAAAACGUGUUUAAUACAAAUCAGGCUUGUCUAGCGUAACUCCCAGAGGGCAAAAAGUGAGCGGCCAUUUAACUGUUAUCUGUGCCUUCCCUUUUUAUCUUUUAAUUAAUCUGAAUGCUGUAUGUGUCUGAGCAAGGGAUGAUUUUUAUGUGCUCUGAUUUUAUGAUGACAAUAUUUCUCUUCAAGUAAAUGUGAAACAUAGUGUGUGUGUUUGAUUCUGUACAAGAACAUAGUUCAUUACAUCAUUUACAGCGUUUGCCACAACAGUGCCUUUAGAUCAGGACAAAAGUUCUCUUUUUAAUAUUAAAGAAAAGUGUUUUUUUCUUUUUCAUUUGGUUUUGUUAUAAUAAUAUUUUUUAACAUUGGGGGGGGUCAAUUGCAGUCACAUCACAUGAAAAGGUUGAAUGCCUUUAUUUAGUCUGCUUUUUUUCUAGUUUAAGAACUUUUGAAAAUGAAUAUUAAUAGGACGAUGCAUUAAUAUUCAAAUAGUUUUUAUGAGCCCCAGUAGAUUCCAGCAGUAGCUUGAAGGUGCACAAUAUAAAAUGUAUGUGCUUUUUAAUAAUUAAUAAAAUUCCUUGUUCUUUUAGUAUCCUUUGUUGAAUGAACAGCAAUGCACUACUGCGAGCUAUCUUCACACAUCAGAUAAGCCAAUGACAUGAGUGGCGUAUGUAUGCAGCCACUACCUCUGCUAAAAGAGGUUGGAGAGCAUGCUGCAGGUUUUCUGAUACUGCUACAUAGUGAUUCUUUAGAACAGGACUAAACUAAUUUGAUAAAGUAGGCUAAGCAAAAUUACAAAUUGGGCGUUUCCAAGAGGUGUUUGUCUGGGCAGUUAUAGAUUUGGAUCGUAAAGCCUAAAAAUGUGUGUUUUUUUUUUUUUUUAAACCUUUUUGUUUGCGGCAUUUUUUUUUGCAAUGCAUUGUUUGCUGAUAUAUGUAACAUGCACUUUUUAAAUUGCUUAAAUGUGUCUGUAAUUCCUAUUAUGUCAACUCUCUUUAGGGGGGUGUAUAGAUGACUUCUUUGAUUAUGUAACAAAAGUAUUGGACAAGGGAGGAACAGUUGAUGUAGCAUAUCUAGAUUUCAGCAAAGCAUUUGACACCGUCCCACACAAUAAACUUAUUCACAAACUAUAUCUCCUUGGUCUAGAUUCAAAAAUUGAGGAAUGCUGGCUUAAGAACAGAAAACAAAGUGUCUUAGUAAAUGGAGUUCACUCAGCAGAGGGGGCUGUUACUAGUGGUGUUCCUCAGGGGUCAGUUCUGGGGCCUGUUUUGUUUAACAUAUUUAUCUGCGAUAUCAGCAAAGGGCUACAGGGGAAAGUAUGUCUCUUUGCAGAUGAUACAAAAAUUUGCAACAGAGUGGAUGUUCCAGGGGGGGUAGACAAAAUGAGAAGUGAUAUACAACAAUUGGAGGAUUGGACGAACGACUGGGAUCUAAAGUUUAACACAGCAAAGUGUAAAAUAAUGCAUUUAGGGAAGAAAAAUCCAAAUGUUAAUUACAGACUCAAUGACACUUUACUGACUGUUACAGACGAGGAACAGGACUUGGGAAUUAUUAUUUCAGAUGAUUUAAAACUUAGUAAACAAUGUAGUAAUGCAGCGAGUAAGGCUAGCAGAAUGCUUGGAUGUAUUGGUAGAGGUAUUUGCAGCAGAAAUAGUAAGGUUCUUAUGCCACUUUAUAGAUCAUUAGUUAGGCCUCAUCUUGAGUAUUGUGUGCAGUUCUGGAGGCCAUAUCUUCAGAAGGAUAUUAACAAACUUGAAUCUGUGCAAAGGAGGGCUACCAUAAUGGUACAUGGUCUAAAAAAUAAAACUUACCAGGAUAGGCUCAAUGACCUAAAUAUGUAUAGCUUAGAGGAGAGAAGGGAAAGAGGUGAUAUGAUAGCAACUUUCAAGUACAUUAAAGGGUUUAGUAAAACUGAGGCUGUGGGUAUUUUACAUAAAAUGGAAAAUUCAAGAACAAGCGGUCAUGAGCUCAAGCUAAAGGGUAGUAGAUUCAGGAGUAAUUUGAGGAAGCACUUCUUUACAGAAAGAGUGAUUGAUUUAUGGAAUAAACUUCCUCGAGGUAGUAGCAACAAACACUGUGGGGGACUUUAAAAAUGCAUGGGACAAGCAUAAGGCUAUCCUACGAACUAGAUAAGCUUAUACUGUUAGGUAAGGUCGGGCAGACUUGCUGGGCCUAUGGCUCUUAUCUGCCGUCAAUAUCUAUGUUUCUAUGAUACACCUAUUGGUUUACUUGCAGGCUAUAUGUUCUGGCAUUGGUGUGUUGUGAAUUCUAGUAGUGUUCCAUAGAAAAUAUCCUCCUCCAUAUGGACUAAAAGCAUUUUUGUUUAGACAUUGCUGACUAUCAAGUGGUCUGGGUGACACGUCAGAAAAUAUUAAUUUGGAGCAUGUUUGAGCAUUCAUGCAGGGGCAUUAUUUGGCCUAGGCAAACAAGGCACUUGCCUAGGGCAGCAGAUUGGGUGGGGGGCAACACUUUUUGAGUCUCAUUACACACACUCACUACACGCACACUACACACUCGCCAUAUAUAUACAGACACGUAUAUACACACACGGACUUGAACAGGAACAUUUACUGUGGAAAUGCGAUAGUCACGUUACAACCUCACCAAAAACUAUUAUGGACAAAAAAUGGCCUAAAAUCUGGGGGGCCGCAACAUUUUGAGUGCCUAUGGCUGCAUAAACCCUAAAUAUGCCACUGCAUGCAUGAUAUGCUUUUUCACAGAAUUUAUUAAACAUGGUGAAAUCAUUUACAUUCAUCAACACAUCUCUCCAUCUAGAAACCCUGAACUAUUGUUAAUACUUUAAUUUUGAUAGUUCAGUUUUCUGUCUUGUUGAUGUUUACAAUAAAAUAGGGGUGAAAUAUUCUCUGUCACUUUUUUUUUUUUUUAUUGCUGUCCAACAGACAAAGUGUUAACGUCAACAGCACAAUUCCCUAAACAAAGAUAAUUGGGUGUGUUGAAAUUAGAACAGUUGCAUAAGAACUAUAUACAUUUACAUGUACUGUAUCUAAAUAGCACUAAAAAGCCACCCAAACAUGGUACAGUAGGGUUCAGUGUUCUCUCCAGGACCUUUUUUAUUGAACUCGAAUGAGCUAAUAUUUCUAUUUGUCAAUGUUUGUUGCAAAAAUUAUCAUUGAAUCAAUUUGUUAAAUUUUAUUAAUGCACACGUUGGAUAGCUUAAGUAACUAUUCUAAAUAACAGAAAAUGCUGUAAUAUUGCAAAGCAUUUCACUGUCCCCACCCGGCUACUUCAUAUUGCCACCCGACUGGCAGAAUUUUUUUUUUUUGUGUGGAGAACACUGAGGGUUAUAUGUACAAAUGAUAAAGCUGUUAGUGGUAAAUAAUACGAGGUGCACUUUAAAUGUUUACAUUUUGUACAUUAACAUGUCUGCAUCAAUGGUUACUUAUUAAAAACAAGUCUAUGACUCACAAAUGUGUUUUGUAUGUUUGUAUAUUUAAUAAAAAUAUAUAUAUUUA
Molecule: messenger RNA, 5341 nt
Organism: Bombina bombina (fire-bellied toad)
Lineage: Eukaryota; Metazoa; Chordata; Amphibia; Anura; Bombinatoridae
Gene: PDP2
Product: pyruvate dehydrogenase phosphatase catalytic subunit 2
Exons: 2
Coding region: 196-1806 (536 amino acids)
Biological process (GO): protein dephosphorylation
Molecular function (GO): protein serine/threonine phosphatase activity; cation binding
Source: RefSeq, a predicted model, not a curated record